Molecule: messenger RNA, 851 nt
Organism: Hylaeus anthracinus
Lineage: Eukaryota; Metazoa; Arthropoda; Insecta; Hymenoptera; Colletidae
Gene: Dim1
Product: thioredoxin-like protein 4A
Exons: 3
Coding region: 210-638 (142 amino acids)
Biological process (GO): mRNA splicing, via spliceosome
Cellular component (GO): U4/U6 x U5 tri-snRNP complex; spliceosomal complex; U5 snRNP
Source: RefSeq, a predicted model, not a curated record
ACUAACCAAUUCUAACCACGUUAUAAACAAAUGUUAUUGUUAACACAGUAUUAACAGUAUUGUUAAAUGUAAUAAUAUUUCAAUGAUCAGUCUGCUAUACAAACCAAUGUGCUUUCGAAAAGUGUUAAUCGUACACGUUACAAGUAAAUCGUGUGAAUAAAUAAAUCGUAUCUUUCUUUUUUCGCCGAGUUUAACAAGAUAGUAAUACAAUGUCUUAUAUGUUAUCACAUCUCCACAAUGGGUGGCAAGUGGACCAAGCAAUUUUAUCUGAAGAAGACAGAGUAGUCGUUAUUAGAUUUGGUCAUGACUGGGAUCCGAUGUGUAUGAAAAUGGACGAAGUCCUAUAUAAUAUUGCAGAAAAGGUUAAAAACUUCGCAGUUAUUUAUUUGGUUGAUAUUACGCAAGUACCUGACUUCAAUAAAAUGUAUGAAUUAUAUGAUCCUUGUACGGUCAUGUUCUUCUUUAGAAAUAAACAUAUAAUGAUAGAUUUGGGAACAGGAAAUAAUAACAAAAUAAAUUGGACCCUGGAAGAUAAGCAGGAGAUGAUUGAUAUAAUUGAGACGGUUUACAGAGGUGCCAGAAAGGGUAGAGGUUUAGUGGUUUCUCCCAAAGAUUACUCUACAAAAUAUCGCUAUUAAUUUAGUUAAUUAAUAAAUUUUGAUGAUUAUAUUAUUUUAUAUUGAUCCCUGUCAGCGAGUUGAUGAGCAAAUGUGAGUAACUGAAUUUAUAUACCAAUAAAUAACAGUAUUUUGUGAUUAUAAAUAAACAUAGAGUUAAAUAUAACGUACAUUCAUAUAAUUUAUUUUAGUAUAAAUAUAACUGUAAAAAUAUAAUAUAUGCUUUUGACUAGA